Molecule: messenger RNA, 1548 nt
Organism: Heterobasidion irregulare TC 32-1
Lineage: Eukaryota; Fungi; Basidiomycota; Agaricomycetes; Russulales; Bondarzewiaceae
Exons: 12
Coding region: 1-1548 (515 amino acids)
Cellular component (GO): mitochondrion
Molecular function (GO): oxidoreductase activity; molybdenum ion binding
Source: RefSeq, a predicted model, not a curated record
AUGGCCACUGAAGACACUUGGAAGGGCGUGUCGCUCAGUAAACUGUUUCCGGAGGAGACCGCCGGCAUGAAAGGAUAUAUCGAGUGGGAGAGAUACCCUGAUCGGAAGGCUGUCGCUCGCGAUAUACUCAAUGCAAAAACGUUCGACGAUUGUCCAGAAUUCCAAAUCGACCCUCUCCCCAAGACAAACCCGGUCCUCAUCGGACACCGUUGGAAGCAAUAUCAUGAGGCGCUUGGGCUCAGGAGGAUUGUUGACUUUAGCUGGGAAACAGUAUUGCGAGAGAAGCCCGACAUGAUUCAUCUGCUUGAUUUUCCGUACAAUGGCGAGACACCUCGGCCACAAUUGAUGCAAGGCAAAAUCACGGAUAACAAAUUCCACUUUAUCCGGAACCAUGGAGGCGUACCAGACAUUGAAGAGGACGCCUUCGAACUCGAAAUCGGAGGCCUUGUCAACGAGCCUGUCAUACUCAGUAUGAAGGACCUCAAAGAUCCCAAUAAUUUUCCUCAAACAGAAGUCACCAUAACACUACAGUGUAGCGGGACUCGCCGUAUAGAACAAAUCCAGCAAUAUCCUGGCGAUGGCGACGAGUUGAUCAACGCACCAUGGGGCGAAGGAGCGAUCGGUACCGCCGUAUAUCGCGGCGUUUCCUUGAAAAAGGUGCUGAAGAUCGCGUGCGGAGGAGUUCAGCCUGAAUGCCAGCACCUGGAGUUUAUAGGUGCUGAUACGUAUUUUAAAAAGGGAGACAUUUUCAAUUACGCUGUGUCUGUGCCUUACCGCAAGGUUCGCAUGAGCGAGGAAGUCUUGCUCGCGUGGGAGAUGAAUGGAGAACCGUUGCCAAAGAUUCAUGGCUAUCCACUGCGUGUGGUUGUCGCUGGAUACAUCGGUGCUAGAAGCUGCAAAUGGGUGACACGUAUCAACGCCCUAGCUGAGCCGAGCAUGGGUCCUGUGCAGAGCCAAGAGUAUCUUUAUUACGCUUUCCAGAUCGGGAAGCAGAAUGCCAAGUAUUCGAAUGGGUUUUCAAUCCAAGCAAUGCCGGUCUCGAGCGCGAUCAUUUUCCCACAGGACAAACAAGUUAUCGUUCAUGACGGUUCUAUAGAACUGCAGGGAUGGGCAUACAGCGGAGGCGGCAAUUGGGUCGAAAGGGUAGAAGUAUCACCAGAUGGCGGCCAUGUAUGGUAUGCCGUCGAGCAAGAGAACAUGACAGACAAGCACUAUCACGCAUGGAGGUUAUGGAAGAUCAGCAUCCCCGUCGAUGCAGAGGGGUGGGUCGAAUUUUGCGUGAGGACGUGGGACUCUUCCAACAACACCCAGCCUACAUACGUGCGCUCCGCUUGGAACUGGGAUCUCCAUGUCACGUCAUCAUGCCACCGUGUCAAGACCUACAGUAUCAAUAUGUCUAGACCAGCUACGCAGGAACGUCUCAAGCUGAUCAAAGCACACGGCGGCAGCGGUUUCGAGCCGUUGUCUCAGCCCCUUCAUUUUUCGCUCGAGAACAAGGAAGACUAUCUGCGAAUGGUCAGGAAGUGUCCUCGGGAGCCAUCGAGUUGA